AUGCGGGACACGUUGGUGCCUAAUGGAUCGUUGCCGUACUCCAUGGCGAUUGUGUUGGGCAUUCAUCAGGUCGAGGGGAUUGGCGUGGGAUUGGUGGAAUGGGAUAAGGCGCGAGGGGAUUGCUCAGCCAAGAAUAAAAUAUUAAAAUACGCGGGUACAAGAAUGUUUGCUUUCAGCGGAAAUAAAGGGAAGGAACGUAAUAAAGUUCGAUAUGGAAUAACAUGUAAGCACUCGAUGUUACUUUGGAAUUGCGGCAUCGGAAAGGAUGGCGGUUGGAAUGUGUCGACUUUUGGUGGGAAAUUGCGUUUUUAUCCAAACUACUUUGGUGUGGCUUUAGUAUAUGGUACCUAUUUAACUAAAAGAGGACGCCAAUGGAACGGCAGAGCACCUAGCGGGUUCUUGGAUCAAUGUCAUAAAGCUUGA
This is a messenger RNA of Gaeumannomyces tritici R3-111a-1, 423 nucleotides long. RefSeq lists its product as hypothetical. The record is from RefSeq and is a predicted model, not a curated record. NCBI's taxonomy places the organism in Eukaryota, Fungi, Ascomycota, Sordariomycetes, Magnaporthales, Magnaporthaceae. The coding region runs from base 1 to 423 and encodes 140 amino acids. The transcript is spliced from 5 exons.